Platichthys flesus (European flounder) is the source of this 2630-nucleotide messenger RNA. RefSeq names its product interferon-induced protein 44-like. The transcript has 7 exons. The coding region runs from base 716 to 1573 and encodes 285 amino acids. The record is from RefSeq and is a predicted model, not a curated record. NCBI's taxonomy places the organism in Eukaryota, Metazoa, Chordata, Actinopteri, Pleuronectiformes, Pleuronectidae.
UAUUUAAGUUCAAUCAUUUUUUGCCACAAAUUUUUGUGAAGCCCAUUUUAACCUUGUUUAUAGAAGUUCUAUACAAAUAAAGUUAUGAUUCAAGUUAUUAUUAUUACUAUUACCGUGACUAUCAAGCUAAAUCUAAUUUCUUUACUUCAUCAAGUCAAUAUAUAACAAAGCCCCAUGGGGUAAUUUUUCAUCACAUAACAAAAUGCAGUAUUUGCUGUUGCUAAUAAGUAGUUCAAUAGGAAUUUGACAAGAAGAAUUCUUACUCAUGUAAAAUUAGAUUUUGUAAUGUUGUAUUGGCAGUUAUGCUAAAAGGUUCAGGGUGUGGAAUGUAGUGACAUCAAGUGGUGAACUUGCAGGGUGCAGCUGAACACCCGUUACCUCCCCUUCCAACAUGAUUGAAAACUUCCUUAUGUAAAUUUAAAAUAUUUAAAUAUAAAAACAUGAACGAAAACCUGUGGCAGUCUUCAGUUACCAGAGAUUCAAACUCAAAAGGAGUUUAGUUUUUCCAGUCUGGGCUUCUUUAAAAAACAUGGCAGCCUCAAUAGAGAGGACCAGCUUCUUAUGUAAAUUUAAAGUAUCUAAAUAUAAAGGGUAAAGAAGCAAUAAUUUGUCAAUAAAUCUCUUUCACCAAAAUCUUACACACUGGACCUUUAAGUAAACAAUAUGAAUGCAUCUUCAUCCUUUGGGUGAAUUCCUGCAUUAACAUGUAGUCUGAAUGUUCUACUUUACAGCAAUGGGAGGAGCUCCUUCAGCACUCUUUGAGGAGCCAUGGAGGGAGGUGUCAGAGAAGUACAAGGACAAUCUUAAGUUUGUGAAAUCUUACCAACCUCAAAACAAACAAGUCGAACAUCUCAGGAUUCUGCUUCAUGGACCAGUAGGUGCUGGAAAGUCGAGCUUCAUCAACUCUGUCGACACCGUUUUAAAAGGCAGAUCUGCUGGUCGAGCUCAGACAAAUACAAGCUAUGCUGGGAGCAGCUUCUCCAAACAGAACCGGACCUUCAAAUUUCACAAAAAUGCAGAGGCCACUUACUCUUUUGUCUUUAAUGACAUCAUGGGCUUUGAAGAAGAUUCUGACUGUGGAGUCUCGGUGGAAGACGUCAAACUGGCCCUGAGAGGACACGUGAAAGAAGGUUACAAGAUCAACCCUAACCAAGAACUGAAGGAAGGUGUUGAUGGCUACAACUCCGAUCCCACUUUGGGAGACAAAGUUCACGUUCUGGUGUGUGUUAUUCCUGUGGACUCGGAAUGUUUGUUAAGUGACAAAGUUGUGGAGAAAUUUAAAGAGGUCAGACUGGCAGCCAGUGAACUGGGAAUUCCUCAACUGGCUAUUAUCACCAAAGUUGAUGAAGCCUGUCCUGAGGUUAAAAAGGACACAAGCAAUAUCUAUAAGAGCAAGUACCUGAAGGAGCAGGUUGAAAUAUUCCACCAGCAGCUGGGCCUUCCAAUGAACUGCAUCUUCCUUGUGAGGAACUACAAUCCGGAAAUUGAGUCAAAUGACAAAAUUAACGCUGCGAUAGUGUGCGCACUGAAACAGAUGCUUUUGUAUGGAGAAGACUACCUCAACGACCUGUAAACAUGAAUACCCAGCAGGCGAUUUGUAGGGGAAUGAGGAAAUAUUCAAACAAUGUUUACUGUCUUUUUCAAGCAGGCAAGAUUGAAGCGUGAAAUAUGGAAUAAAAUUGUAUACAAAUUAGCUCCUAAACUUUUUAUAUAAUAUCUCUCAUUGAGACUUUGCACAAUAGCAGGACAAUGCUCUGUCAUUACGUCGUUAGCUUGAUGUGACGUCAUCACGUGAUCCGGUCAACAACUCAGCUGUUGUGAUGGUGCCUUCACGUGCCGCCGGGAAGGAGUGAUUCAAAUGCUCUCGUCUUUAUUGUUGACUCCCAGUGUUUAAUACACCAUCUGCUCUAACAAAUUAAUUAUGGCUUCCUUGCUUGGUUUGUGCUUCGUUUUGUGUUUGUAAAAAAAAAAAUCGGACAAACAAAUGAUUUUGCUAAAGAGACGAACAGACAAAUGUUUUUUAUAAUGUUGUGAUGGAAAUUUGUAAAUACUCGAGGCUGGAACACCAAAUUUGUCUAUAUGUGUUUUAAUAGGGGCUUUCUGCAGAAAUGAUAAACACAGAGAGUCACAGGGAUCUCAGAGUGUUGAUUGAGAACCGUCAAAUGCAAGGAUAUUAUAGAACUAAGGCUGACUGUCUGAGCCAGAUCAGACUGGUUCUGUAGGGUUUCCUUAGAAGAUUAAGCAGACGGGAAUUCAAUUUUUGGACAGUCAAUAAGUAAUGGAAAGGUCCUAAAGGUAUUAGAAAGGUCACAUAGGUUUCAGGUCACAAACAGUUCAGGUCAUACACGUUUCAGACAGGUAUGCAAAAAGUUAAUUAUCCAAUACAAUGUACAAUAUAAUCAUCUCAUCCUUUCAUCCUCUUUACCUCCCUGGGACUCCAUUAACUUUUUCAAUUCGACCAUAAUUACUAUAAGUACUGUUAUAUGAUUGUCUUGCAAUAUACGUUGAUUAAUAAUAUGGUUAUUGUUGACUUUGAAUCAUGUAUCGUGAGUUCCUGGUCGUGGGAAGCAAUGAAGUACAAAUAUAAAGCUUUUUUUUGUGUAAACAAAUAAAAAUUUGCUUUAACCCUU